Molecule: messenger RNA, 748 nt
Organism: Sebastes umbrosus (honeycomb rockfish)
Lineage: Eukaryota; Metazoa; Chordata; Actinopteri; Perciformes; Sebastidae
Product: gamma-crystallin M2-like
Exons: 1
Coding region: 1-555 (184 amino acids)
Biological process (GO): lens development in camera-type eye; visual perception
Molecular function (GO): structural constituent of eye lens
Source: RefSeq, a predicted model, not a curated record
AUGACUUCCAGCAACAUGAACAUGAUGAACAAGAUCGUCUUCUACGAGGACAAGAACUUCCAGGGCCGCUCCUACGAGUGCAUGAGCGACUGCCCCGACAUGUCCUCCUACAUGAGCCGCUGCCACUCCUGCAGGGUGGAGAGGGGCUGCUUCAUGGUCUACGACCGCACCAACUUCAUGGGAAACCAGCACUUCAUGAGGAGGGGCGAGUACGCCGACUACAUGAGCAUGAUGGGCAUGAACGACUGCAUCAGGUCCUGCCGCAUGAUCCCCAUGCACAGAGGCUCCUACAGGAUGAGGAUCUACGAGAGGGACAACUUCCAGGGCCAGAUGCACGAGCUGAUGGACGACUGCGACAACAUCAUGGACCGCCACAGCAUGUCCAACAUGAUGUCCUGCAACGUGAUGGAGGGCCACUGGCUGAUGUACGAGCAGCCCAACUUCAGAGGAAGGAUGAUGUACAUGAGGCCCGGCGAGUACAGGAACUUCUCCAGCAUGGGCAUGAGCAGUAUGAGGUUCAUGAGCAUGAGGCGCAUCAUGGAUUCCUGCCACUAGACGACGACUUGCCGCGGUGCAGCAAUUAGCUCCUGAACAAAUUCUAGAAAAUUAGAGACUAAACAACUUAUCUGAAGCAACACACACUGGAUGUUGACAGCAGCAAAAUGACUGACAACCACUGAACUGCACAUACAGACAGUCUUUGACUGAAGGCUGGCUGAUAAAGAACCCUAAUAAAUCUGAUUUGUUA